ACUACCUUAGCCUUAGCGCUUAACUGUCAACCUUUCAAGAAGGAUCACAUGCCCAGCCAAUCGUCCCGCAAGUUCAAGUUCGCGCUGCUGCUGUGCGGCGCCCCAGUGCAGGCCGUUAUCGACAAGAAGCUCGCGGAGGGCUCGGACGAGACGAUCGGCGACUACUCGCAGAUUAUUCCGCGCUUCUUAUACAUCUCACAUCCGGACUACGACCCGGAGCGCUCGAGGGACGAGUUCUUCGAGGUGGACGCCUAUGAUGUUAGAGACCCGGAGCGAAGGUACCCAGCGGACGACGCGCAGUAUGAUGGGCUGGUUCUUUCGGGAUCUGCCUCUUCUGCGGUGAAUGGCAAGGAGGAAGACUGGGUAAACCACUUGAUCGCUUGGACGCGAGACUUUGCUGACAAGAAGUCAACGCCAAUAUUUGGCAUCUGCUUCGGUCACCAAAUCCUCGCCCGCGCAUUCGGCGCACAAUGUCUACGCUACGAUGAUCCCGGGAAAGGCUGGGAACUAGGCACGACGACGAUCACGCUGCAGGGGGCUGGGCACAAACUCUUCGGCCAAGAGACUGGCACUCUGAAAAUCCAACAACUCCAUCGCGACCAGGUCCCCGGUAAGCCCACAUCAGAGGGCUGGGAGAUCUGGGGGUAUACCGACAACACGGAGAACCAGGGCAUGGUCAAGUACCGGCCCGGCUCCAGCACAUACACGACCCCGACCAAUAUCCACAUUCUUACUGUCGAGGGCCACCCCGAGUUCAACAAGGACAUUCUCGGACCCGUCAUCGACUCCCGGAUGCAGAACGUCAAGGACCCGCAGACGGGGGAGCUGAAGAGUGGGCCUAUCAGCGAGGAGGAGGGACUGCUAGGGAAGCAGAAGAUGAUUGUGGAUGCGGAAGGCAGGAAGAUUGGAUCGCUGUGGUGGAAGAUGCUUGGCGUGGAGGGACCCGGUACGCAAAUCUUCAGCGCAUGACUUGACUCGGCUUCGUCAUUGCCUGUUUACUGCGUGGACUCGAAACCUGGGGAAACCUAGGUUCAGGUAUGUGGAGCGAUACCUGCUUGUGAUACUGUAUGACAAUCUAUAUACAUAUCUACUGAAGGCCAC
Messenger RNA from Coniophora puteana RWD-64-598 SS2, 1101 nucleotides. RefSeq names its product class I glutamine amidotransferase-like protein. Gene Ontology annotation, cellular component: cytosol; nucleus. The coding region runs from base 49 to 969 and encodes 306 amino acids. The record is from RefSeq and is a predicted model, not a curated record. The transcript has 4 exons. NCBI's taxonomy places the organism in Eukaryota, Fungi, Basidiomycota, Agaricomycetes, Boletales, Coniophoraceae.